AUGGGUGGUUUCCACGGAAACGGCCAGUUUGGUAGCCAAGUGAGUGACAAAAUACUCCUUCGAGGCUCCUCGUUUCUGCCAUCUUCUUCAUCCACUUUUCUCUUUACCGAACAGAAACGUGCUCCGAACCCGCUUGAGGCCCACGUCACUCCGUCCUCAGAGGAUCUUCUUCGGCCGGCACAACAAUGCUCACGACUUCCGAGAAGACACACGUCCGCGACCAGUGGCGCAGGAAGCUUGACUUUCUCAUUGCCUGUGUGGGAUUUUCGGUGGGACUGGGCAACAUCUGGCGCUUUCCCUAUCUUUGCUACAAGAAUGGUGGAGGUGGGUAUGGGCAUGAAAUCGGGUCAGCGGGAACAACAGAAGCCACUUGAUAUCACUUUUAAUUGCAUACCAAAAAGUCUCUCUCAUAUCAGCACCAACCCAACGGGACUCAACCCUGGACACGAAGGAUAA
Molecule: messenger RNA, 456 nt
Organism: Protopolystoma xenopodis
Lineage: Eukaryota; Metazoa; Platyhelminthes; Monogenea; Polystomatidea; Polystomatidae
Source: the annotation of a GenBank genome assembly